Tetrahymena thermophila SB210 is the source of this 2025-nucleotide messenger RNA. RefSeq lists its product as hypothetical. NCBI's taxonomy places the organism in Eukaryota, Ciliophora, Oligohymenophorea, Hymenostomatida, Tetrahymenidae. The record is from RefSeq and is a predicted model, not a curated record. The transcript has a single exon.
AUGUAUCAAGAAAGUGGAUAGUGGUCAGUGUCAUAAGAAGCUUAAACUAUUUAUCAAUAGGAAUUUGAUAACCUAACUUAAGAAUAAAAAAUAUAAAAAGGACUUUUAAUCACGAGUAAAUUUAUAUAAGGUACAUUAUCUUCAGAAGAAGAAAAUAUAAUUAUUCCUGAUGACCUUCAAAGUUUCACAUUUUAAAACAUUGAGGUAAGUCCGUACCCUACUUAAUCUAAAAAAGUUAUGAAAUACGUUGAAACAGAUAUUCUAUAAAAAUUCCUUAAUAAGAAUGAUUUUAUUUAAUCCAAUAAUAUUUAUUCUGUAAUAUUUGUAAAUAUGGAAGAUCUUUCAUAUCAUAACUUUGAAAACAUUCUUAAUCUAGAUUACCUUUUCAAUAAUGUCAAAUUCCAACUAAAAGCAGUAAAGACUAUGAAAAAAUAGAAAUUAUAACUUUUUAAAAUCAACGGAUCAACAGAUGUACUCCUUUCUUUAGAUAAACUCAAUUUAUAUACUCAACCUUUAAAUAAUUCAUAAAGAGGAGGGAACAGAUUAAUUUUUCACUCAAAUCAACUUUCUUACAGCUUAACAAAAAUGAUUUAAGAAAGUAAAUUUUUUGAUUUAAAAAAUUUUAGGCACGUAAAUAAUGUUUUUAGACUGAAUAAUUUUGCGCCUGGAGAUAAAAAGUUCAAAUCGCAUUAUGAUACUCCAUUCUCUGAUAGAUCAUAAAAAUUAUAUUCUAAAUAUACUAUGUUAAUUUACUUAACAGCCAACAAGCAAAUAAACUCAAACUAGCCUCCUCUUACUAUUGAAGAUUUUGUGAUUGACUAAAUUUAAGAAAACAGCUGUAUUAUUUUUGAUUAGAAAUGUAAACAUGAAGGUAAUAGCUACUUAGAUAAUCAUAAAAUAUUUAUCAGAACUGAAUUAAUUUAUUUGAUUGAAGAUUAAAUCUAAGACAAUGAUGUAGCUAGAGUAUUUAAUAUGGCCUGCUAUAUGACUAAAGAACUUAAUUACCAGUAAUAUUCAGCAGAUUUAUUUAAUAAGUGUGUUAAAAUGAGAUAUAAUAUCAAAUAAGAUGAUGAUAAUGCAUUAGAAAAAGUAUUCUUAAUGAAGAGAAAUUUAGAAAUUAUUUAUAUCACUGAUGGAAAUUAUUAUUGGUUUCCUAAACACAUCCCCUUAUAAUUAAUAGCAAUUCUAAUAAUUUUAGAUUACUUUAAUGGAAGAGUGUAUGACCUUAACAAUGUUAAAAUUUAAUCGAAACCUAUUAAUCUGAAAUAAUAAAUUUAAGAUGGUAGCGAUGAGAGUAUUUUUAAAUUACUUGAACUAACAAAUUUUUAUGAUGAAUCAAUACAAGUAGAGAAAGCAUAAGAUUUAUCAAAAUUAAAUGAUUUUAUUCCAAAUAAUUUAUGUGAGGAUUUUGAUGUUUUUUCUCAUGACUGUGGUAAAAAAAGUAUUACAUCUAAAAGUGCUUUUAAAUUUGAGAAAAGAAAAUCAAUAAACUAAUUAUAAAGUGUUUUUGAUUAAAAUCCUGUUUUAAUAUUUGAUAAUAUUAUAAAAAUUAAUUAUAGUCAGAUAGUAAUUCAAAAAGAUGAUUAGAUAAGUGGGAAAAUAAAAUUUAAUGAAAUCUACUUAAAUUCAUUGAAUCAAAUUAAUUUUGCUUCUUCAUAUGUUGAAUGUGGCUGUGAAUAAUAAUAUGAUGAGGAUGAUGUAGUAUUAUUUAAAGAUAAAAAAAUACACACUUUUCACCUUCCAAAUAUUCCAUUUCAAAUAUUUGAAAAAGGAAUUAAGUUAUCUAUUGAUAUUUUUAAUAAUGGGUUUAUCUAUCAUUCGACUUAAAGUUUUGAAUAACCAUACACAAAUGAGGAGGAACUGAAAUAAUAAAAUGAUGAAUCGGAUGAAAAUGAAGACAACGAAUCUGAUGAAAAUGAAAACAACGAAUCUAAUGAAAAUGAAGAGAGCGAAUCUAAUGAAAAUGAAGACAGCGAAUUUAGUGAAAAUGAAUAUACAAUGGAAGAAGAAAUUUCAAGUAACUGA